AUGCAUGUUUGGUCCUUUGAAAUAGGUCUUUUGGAGCACUGGAGCAUAUGGGACGUGAGGAGCAAGGAAGGACUUGGUGCAUGGACGCAGCUCAACUGGAUGCGAAGAAGAAGGAAGCAUCUUGAAGACCAGCUCGACCAUCUACUCGACCAACCGGUCGAGUUCUCAACUCGACCGGCUGAUAUACCUCUAUUUUACAUGCUUUUUAUAUGGUUUUACUAUGCUUUUCAUAAGCCGGCCGAACGCACUCGGCCGGACAGGAAGGGAAUUGGCUUCGCUCGGCCUUCUCCAGGACCGAUCCGGCCGCACGACCGCACCGUCCGACCCGGGAGGCAAUGGACCACGAUCGACCGAGAUCAUCACAUCACGGCCGACCCCGACGGCCGACCACAUGCCUUGCACGGUCGACCCGAUGUCCGCGAACAAGAAGCCCACUUAUGCAGUUUUGACAAUUCUCAGCCCAAUUAA
This is a messenger RNA of Microthlaspi erraticum, 468 nucleotides long. Lineage: Eukaryota; Viridiplantae; Streptophyta; Magnoliopsida; Brassicales; Brassicaceae. The record is from the annotation of a GenBank genome assembly.